Linum tenue is the source of this 5064-nucleotide messenger RNA. Lineage: Eukaryota; Viridiplantae; Streptophyta; Magnoliopsida; Malpighiales; Linaceae. The record is from the annotation of a GenBank genome assembly.
CUCCGAGAAGAUUUCAUUCACUUCAUAUUUCCCAAAAUCCCUUUCACGGUUUCACCGCCUGCAGAGUAAUUAUCCCGUCCGCCCAGCCGACUUCUCUCAUUCGCCUUCCCUCUCAACCACUCCGUAGCAUUUCGAGUCGAUUCGUCGGAGAAGAAGAAGAAGAAGAAGAAGAAAACGAUGGCAGAUCCAAGCCACCUGGAGAAGAUGGGUAGAGAGCUCAAGUGCCCUAUCUGCUUGGGAUUGUUGAAUUCGGCGGUAUCGCUCUCCUGCAAUCAUGUGUUCUGCAACUCCUGUAUUUCGAAAUCGUUGAAGUCCCAUUCCAAUUGCCCGGUCUGCACACUGCCGUAUCGGCGGAGAGAGAUCCGUCCUGCUGCACAUAUGGAUAACUUAGUGAGCAUAUACAGAAGCAUGGAAACUGCUUCUGGGUUCAAUAUACUUGUGACUCAGACAGCUCCAACAGCCAAAUCUCCAGAUAAAGUAAAGCAAUCUGGAGAUGACACAAUUAGUGGUACAGAAGAUACUCAUGGUGUUGCUGAGGAGGAAAAAGUUGGGAACCGAAACCUUAAAAGAGGGAAAGGAUCAAAGAAGAGAAGUACAAGAAAGACUAAGGAUGUUUCUGGUCCUGCAACUGCAAAGCCUUCCUUCCCAACCAAGAAGAGAGUUCAGGUGCCACAGUAUCCUCUUUCUGAAACCCCGAUCAGGGGUCAGAAAGUGGAAAUUGGAUUGAGCGAUUUCGUUAAUCAUGUUGUUAAGAGCAAUCCAGUGGUCUCAGAUGAGAAAGCUGCUACCGAUGAAAGUGGGGAGCUGGUGCUUUCACCUCUCUUCUGGUUGAGGGAUGAAAGCCCUGAGAGGUCGAGUACACCUGUUGAAGAUGAUGAAUUUCUCAGUUUAACGCCUCUCAGUACUCCGCAGUUUAGUGACAUGAAGGAUUCAAGUGACAGUGAAUCCAUAAGUUUGUCGCCAACUGGAAAAGUAGCUCGUAGUUCAGAUUUUGCUGAUGAUUCUGAAAGUGAGCUGUUUAGAUGUACACAAAAACCUAGCCCAGCUGAUACUUUCUCGACUCCCCUUGAGAUGCAGGGUGAGUACACUGACAAAGUUGAUCCGUCUUUCAAAGGAGCAAAUAACGCUCUGAAGACUACAUCCUGUACCGGAGACGACAAUAACUGUAUCACAACAGUCAAUAGAAAACCCACUAAGAGACUUGGGCGUGCUUCUGGUGGGAUUUUGAGAAGAUGUAAUGAAAUGAAUGGUGGCAGGACUUUGAAUAAGCUUGGUGCUCCAACUAUGGAAUCCGGCAAGCUUGGUCGAAGAAAAGUAUGUGGUAGAAAGAAUAUUUCCACAAGUUUGGAAAGGCUCGAGAAGACUAAUACGGGUACUUCUCCAGUUGAGUCAGAACUUGGAAGUAGUCCUACCGUUGCAGAAGAAGCUAUCAGCCUAGCUGAUGAUGAUCUGGUGGAUGGAUGGGGUACUUCAAUUAGUCAAACCCAAGUUCGUGAUAGAAAUCAUCAAUCCCAGAAAACUAGAAAAGUACUUAGUGAGAGGUUUUGCCAAUCAGAUUACUCUACAAGGUUGAAAAAGCAGAAGCUGGAGUCUGAAGAAAUUAGCAUGCCAGUUGAAGUUUGUGAAAACAGCAACAAAAUAGGUCAAGGGAAACCACGUCGUGUAUCCUUUUCAACAGUGAACAUAAUUGGCGAGACAAGUGUUGCAGAUGUGAACAAGAAAUUUGCUGAACAAGGUAAAAGGUCCGUUAAUCAGGAGGAUCAUACCAAGAUAUCUGAAAGGGACACACAAUUCCUUGAAGGGGUUCAAGAUAGUCAUAGAGGCAGAAAGAGGAAAACAAGUGUGCCAGAACUGAGAGAUGGUACUAUUUCUGGUACUCAAGAAAAUGUAAAGCGGUCUGGUGAGGCAGUGAUGGAUAAAUUGGCCGUUUCAUUUAUUGAACUCCAAUGGUCCCACGACCUAGGAAAGAGAACUGGGAAAAUGUUGAGGAAGGAGAUCUGCAAAACUGAUUGCCCUGUAAAGUUGAAGAAACUGACCAAGGAUUGUAAUGAAGUCAAACAGGCAACUCCAGAGGGUACAGAGAGGAGGGAAAUUCAGGAAGAAAAACAUCCUACAGUACCAUCUGGCGAAGUUCAUGCAUUUAAUGAAAAAAGUGUUUCUGAUGUGAACAAGAAAACGAGUAAACAUGGUGGAACACAAUGCAACAAACUGGUUCAAGACAACUGCAGGGGCAGUUUUAUUAAACAGGAAAGCCUACAAUGUGCUUUCUGUCAUUCUCCAAAAGUCUCAGAGGCUUCAGGGGAGAUUGUUCAUUAUUUCAAUGGUAAGCCUGUAGCUGCAGAUCAAGUUGGUCAGUCCAAGGUCAUACAUUGCCAUAAAAGUUGUGCAGAAUGGGCACCUAAUGUCUAUUUUGAGGACGAUGUAGCAGUUAAUCUUGAAGCUGAAUUAGCUAGAAGUAGAAGAAUAAAAUGCAGUUGUUGUGACCUCAAGGGUGCUGCUCUUGGGUGUUAUGAGAAAAGUUGUCGCAAGAGUUUCCAUGUCACUUGUGCCAAGUUGAUCCCCGAAUGUCGGUGGGAUACUGAUAACUUUGUCAUGCUGUGUCCUAUUCAUUAUUCUGCUAAGUUGCCCAAUGAAGAGCAAGGUUCUCAGUCGAGAAAUACAGAUCACUGCCGUGAAAGACCAAAAUCAACCAAGUGCAAACACGUUUCUGAUGGGGGUUUCAGUAGAUCUCGCAGUUCUGAUUCGUGCUUCAUACCUGACAAGUUGGUCCUUUGCUGCUCAGCUCUCACAGAUGCGGAGAGGAAAAUUGUAUCAGAGUUUGAGAGAACAUCUGGAGCCAAAAUUCUGAAGAAAUGGGAUCCCAGCGUUACCCACGUCAUUGCUUCAUUGGAUGAAAACAGAGCAUGCAAAAGAACUGUCAAAACCUUAAUGGGCAUUUUGUUGGGGAAGUGGAUCCUCAACAUUGACUGGAUCAAGGCCUGCAUGACUGCCAAGAAAAUUGUUGAGGAGGAGCAAUACGAAAUCAACGUCGACAUUCAUGGCAUCAAGGAUGGUCCUCGAAUUGGAAGACUAAGAAUUCUUAACAAGCAACCAAAGAUUCUUGAUGGUUUCAAGUUCUACUUCAUGGGAGACUUCAUACCCUCUUACAAGGGAUAUCUACAAGACAUAAUCACUGUCGCUGGAGGCACCAUAUUGCACAGAAAGCCAGUCCGUGAAUUCUCAGAAACCACUUCACCUUCUUCAACCUUGGUCAUCUACAACUUGGAGCUCCCUGACAAAGGUAACUCGAGGAAGAAAGAUUCCAUUCUUACCGAGAGGCGAAUGGAUGCAAAGGCGCUGGCUGACUCCACAGGUGCCAUAGCAGUGAGCAACUUAUGGGUUUUGAACUCCAUUGCCGCCAGCCAGCUUCAACCAUUUCCCUGACCAACAUUAUCUGAGUUUUAGAGUUUCUGAAACUUUAAAUCAUAGCUAUUAGUUAUUGUGGGAUCUCAGCUAUCUGUACAAAAAUGAAAGAACUGUUUCAUUCUGAUUUUGGAACUGUGCAAAGCUUAAUGUCUUAUGUUACAGAGAGCCUGGAAUGAUACACAACUAAACUGUCUGAAACUAGGCCAAUUACAGAAGCAAACCAAGAAGGAUUGCACUCAUGGGCGACCAUGGUGGUGGGAAGAAGAAGAAGAAGGAGCUGGUUUACUCCCAUGCUGGCCUCUCUUCUCCUCCUCUUUCAAGAUCUUCACCUUGAACUGCACAAACAUCUUCUCCAGGGCACGAAUCUCCCCUUCAAUAUCCACCGGUUCAUCCUCCCUGUUAUCCAGCUUCUGUUUCAACCUCCGAAUCCUCGCCAGACCCGCCGCCGUUUCCUCCUCCACCGCUGCUCGCAGCGCCGAGCACUCCUCCUUGGCUCCCUUGUACUUCCUCUUCAGAGCCCUGUAGCUGUCCAGCGACUUCAGCAGUUGGUCGGAGAGCUGCUCGUUCCGAUCCAGCAGCACGGCGUUGCUGCUGUCGUUGUUCCCUGCCUGACAUUCCCCUGUCAAUCCGCCGGAGGCCUGGAGCUUGGACGUCAAGGUUUCGUUCUGAGCUUUGAGAAGGUUGACGAGCUCCUCCAUCUCGCUGAGCUCGCUCACCCUCCUGGCCAGUUGGGAAACCAUGAUCUCCUUCUCUUUCCCCAAGCUCGAGCACAGCAUCUCCAGGCUCUUCCUCGCCGCCUUGCACGAGCUCAGCUGUUUCUUCAGCUUCUCCUUGUCGUCGGUCAUGGCUGCCGUCUCCGGCGCCUUCUUCUCGGCGGUGCCGGCGGCCCCUCCUCCUCCGCGAUUCGGCCUGAGAUCCGUGUUGCACCGCCGCAGCUGGGCAACCCUUUUCUUCGAAUUGGACUGGGAUCUCUCCAGCCGGGCUUUAAUGUCGUCGAGGAUGGUGAUCAUCCCGGCGACCCUCUGGGUUUUCCGGUCGUCGAACUCUCUGGCGCUCGCCUCAUUGUGAUCCCGAAUAACUUUCAGAAGCAGCUUCACGUUUGCCGCGAUCCCUGCCGGACAAAACCCAGAAGCCGAUUACGGUGACAUUCACAAAUUCACAAUCAAAUUACGCAAAACGAAAGGAUCGAAGCCUCUCACCUUCUAAGCUAUAAUCCUGAGAGGGUUGUUGGGGUUGGCUGAUCGUCGAAGGAGGGUUCUGGUUAAUAGCUACGGCGGCAGCAUUCACCAAUUCCGGCGACGAAAAUGCCCGCAGCCGACUGUCCAUUGAAAUCGAUUUCAGGGGGAAGAAAGGAUGUUCGUUUCCUUAAGCUGCACGCAUUAAACCAGAACGGAAUGGGGAAGAGCAAUGGAAAGGAAAUGAGAAAUCCGAAUUAAAGAUGGAUUAAUGUAAUUUGUAACAUUAAUCGUCCUGGAAAUGUUGAGAGAGAGAUUGAAGGAAGAGAGGCUGCAUCAUUGGCGCACUCUCUCUCUCUGUGAUUCGUUUCCUUCUUCCCCUUUUCCUUGGGUUUGUUUUUAGGGUUCCUGAUCUCUUUUUCUUGUUUGUAGGUGUGUUUUAGGGUUAGUCUGUUUUUCCUUUUUAAUUUUGCCGUUGGUUAGG